Molecule: messenger RNA, 1185 nt
Organism: Condylura cristata (star-nosed mole)
Lineage: Eukaryota; Metazoa; Chordata; Mammalia; Eulipotyphla; Talpidae
Gene: LYZ
Product: lysozyme
Exons: 4
Coding region: 56-502 (148 amino acids)
Biological process (GO): defense response to Gram-positive bacterium; defense response to Gram-negative bacterium
Molecular function (GO): lysozyme activity
Source: RefSeq, a predicted model, not a curated record
UAAAUACCAGGGACCACUCAGGUUGGUCAGCUGGACAUCUGGCUUCCCAGGCAACAUGAAGGCUUUCCUUAUUCUGGGGUUACUCCUCUUUGCCAUUACUGUCCAAGGCAAGGUCUUUGAAAGAUGUGAGUUGGCCAGAACUCUGAAAAGAUAUGGACUGGAUAACUUCAAGGGAAUCAGCCUGGCAAAUUGGAUAUGCUUGACUAAAUGGGAAAGUGAUUAUAACACACGAGCUAUAAACUAUAAUCCAGGAAGCGGAAGCACUGAUUAUGGGAUAUUUCAGAUCAAUAGCCGCUACUGGUGUAAUGAUGGAAAAACCCCAAAGGCUGUCAAUGCCUGUGGUAUAUCCUGCAAUGUUUUACUACAGGAUGACAUCACUGAAGCUGUUAAGUGUGCAAAGAGGGUAGUCAGUGACCCACAAGGCAUCAGAGCAUGGGUGGGAUGGAAAAACCAUUGUCAAAAUAGAGAUGUCUCUCAGUACAUACGGGGUUGUGGAGUAUAACUGGAAUUUCCCUUCUUCAGCCCAUUUUAUUUCUUUCUCAUAUUAGAGGAAUAGCAGUUGAGGGGAAGGUCACAGAACCACUUUUUUCUUCAAACAAAUAGCAUUUUUACAGAAGUAGAAAAACAAAACACAGUCUUUGUUUUAAGAGACAUAAUGUCUAUGAAUGUGUUUGUAAUUUUACAUGAAGCCUACAACAAUUUUCAGUUUGCCAACAGAAUGAAUGUUUGUGAAAUUUAGACUAUCUAAUACAUUUCCAGUACAUUCAACAGUCAGCGGACAGGCACUCUAGCUUUAAGACCAGAGUUUCAUAGUGGCCUCAAAAGAAACCCAACAUAUAGAAAAGCUUAUCUGAAGAGACUGGUGUGUGUGACCUUUAUUCUAAUGGAAAGGAUUUUUUUUAAUGUUGCUUUUAUAUAGCUUUAAAAAUAAAAUCACAAUUUAUGUAUCAAUCUAUUUUUUACUCCUUUAAAGAACUCUUAAGCACCUGGCUUGUUAGAAAAAAAAUAAAGGAUUAGUUGAGCUGUUGCUGUUUUAAUUUAUAUUGACCUGGAUUCAUGCAUUAUGACUAAACACAGAGGCAGAUGAAUUUGCAAGUAUUGAAGUAAAUGUAGUUAAUCACAGGUGUGAAAUUAUGCAUGUUGUAAACAAGACAAACAUCUUUUCAUUAAAGGCUUUGCAAUUCA